GGAGAGAUCCUGGGCCGUUUGGCAGGAAGGGCAUUUGGGUCGCCACGUCCCAGCUAAGAGAGUCGCGCGGGAGAGACCGUCUGGUCUCCCGUUUAGAAUAAACAGGAGAUAAAGAGAAAAGAGGAUAAAGAGACGGAAUGGAAGGGCUGGCUGGGGACUUCAGGAGUCCGAGANGAGAAUGAGAAACUGGAUCUCCGCAGCAGCUGGGCCCCUGGUGUCCCCAGUCCCUGGANGGCCAGGCUGGUGAGGAGAGGGAGGAGAGGAGGAUGUGGACCUUCAUCACGCAGCUCCUGGUCACGUUGGUGCUGUUAGGCUUCUUCCUGGUCAGCUGUCAGAAUGUGAUGCAUAUUGUCAAGGGUUCCCUGUGCUUUGUGCUGAAGCACAUCCACCAGGAACUGGACAAGGAGCUGGGGGAGAGCGAGGGCCUGAGCGAUGACGAGGAGACCAUCUCUACCAGGGUGGUCCGCCGACGGGUCUUCCUGAAGGGGGAUGAGCUUCAGAAUAUUCCAGGAGAGCAGGUGACGGAGGAACAAUUCACAGAUGAACAGGGCAACAUUGUUACCAAGAAGAUCAUUCGCAAAGUCGUCCGGCAGGUAGACUCGUCUGGUGCCAUCGACACCCAGCAGCACGAGGAGGUGAUUGUCGAGGGACCCCUGGCAGACCCUGGGGAUCUGGACACGGAUAUUGAGUCCUUUAUGAAACUUACUAAGGUGGAGCUAAGAGGGAGUGGACUCCAGCCGGACCUGAUAGAGGGCAGGAAGGGGGCUCAAAUAGUGAAGCGGGCCAGCCUGAAAAGGGGCAAGCAGUGACCUCUCCUCAAGUAGCCCCUUGGGAGGAUCACACCUCAACACCCAAACCCUGAACUCCACACACUCUGUCAUGCACACGGGAAGAGACCUGGACCAGAGGGCUACUGAAGGGUCGCACGUGUUCUGAGCUCCCCGGCAUGACCUCUGUAAGGAGUUUCCUUUAGUCUCCUAUUCGCAUGAAUGACUGGCUGUAGACGCAUGACCUACAGUCUUCAGUCCUGCCUCUAGCGACUAUGGAUCUCUGUGGGAAUCAGGACAAAGGCCGCGAGAGAAGGGAGAGAAGAAGGGAGAGGAUAGCAAGCCCCAAAGAGCACACGGGUGCAGACACGAAUAAUAAGGGCUUUACUGUGGCCGGGAUGGUUGAUCCGUUUGUUUGCUUUUUGUUUUGAUUUUUUUGACUUCAACCUCAUUUGUAAGAAAUACACAUGAUCUUUCUGGACCGAGGGAAACGGCGUGAAAUCAGUUUAGCCCAUUGUCCUACAUCCUCGUUGUACCUGCACACACCACAUGCUACUUGUAACACCCCACCCCACCCCACCCCACCCCCCAGCCCCCACGGAGGGACUGCUCUUCUCAGAAUGACAUGAUACAGGUGCACACGCGCAGGUCUCCCCCUCACUCAGUCUACACUGGUUUUACUGUGACCUUUGACGACGCUGUAUGGAUAAACUGGAUUUAUUAUUUUUUUUAUGUUGUCUCUCAGUUUCAGUAUUACUCAUCCUCCAGUGGGAAAUCACCACCUUGAGAGUGCAUUCGGGGUUCCUUGUGUUAGAAAUUUAAGAUCUGAGGCAAGGAGCCCCUAGGCUUUGCUGUAGGGCUCAGAGGGAGCCAGGGUCCCAUCUCAAAGUUCUCUGCUGGGGAAGGGCCUGUGGCUGUCCGAGGAUUGCACCAGCAUGUUCAAUAGAGGAAGAGGUUUUCUAAAUCGUCACGUACUUCUAUAAUAGUCUGUGUUCAAAGUGUAAACUGUACAGUAAUCAGCCUUGUGUAUAUGAAAACAAUAAAUACUAUGCAAACCAAUAGAAACACGUUAGCAGUAUGUACAAAGCCCUAAAGAGCUCAGCUCCUGAGGACUUCUCCAGGCUGUGGGAGGAGCUAAAGGCUGUCUUUCACCGAAAGAGGAAGGGAGUAGGGCUGUGAAUGUACCUGCCAGUUCCUAGGUCAGACCAUCCUGAGGUCUUCCAGAGCCAACUUGGUGCUUGAAGUGCAGGUGGCCGCAGGUUGGAGGUCCUGGCACAGACAACUGGGCUCGGGCUGGUCGGCCAAGUGCCUGGCUCUGACCACGGGCCCAACGCAAGGAGAGCCGGAGCAGGAUGGAGCUGCUGACCAGGAGGCUGAGGAGAGACCCUCUUCUAUCUAGACUCAGGGCCAGGCCAGGAAGGGGACCCUCAACUGGCUGGUCUUGCCUUGGAGCCCUCAGGGAAGAGCCUUAACGUCACACUAGAGUCUCCUGCAGAGGGAGGCCCGAAUCAGCACAAUCCGGCUCCGCCAUACCCGGGCGGCGCCCCCUAGGGCCAGGAGAGAGACUGGCAGGCUCUUCUCGCUCUCCCAGAGCCAAUGGUGGACGGCGGUCACCUUCCUCGCCUGCNGCUCCUCGGGGUGUCGUCGGGACACAGUAAAAACCUUCCAAGUAGCACAGACGCCCCUCCAUGCCCGUACCCCCACGCCCUGGAGGCCCUCCCGGGGACUCCAGCCCGCGCGCUCUCUAGCCCCGGGCCAGUGCGCGGGUUGGGGGAUGCUGUGGUCCACGGGCGCGGCUAGCUUUCCUGGGGGUGGGGAGGAGGGGCGGCGGCCCCGGGAGGGCGGGCGAGCACGGGCGCGGGGUCGCCCCGCCUCGCCCCGCACCCUCCGCCCAGUAGCGGCUCUUAGCGCCCUGCGCGGCCCGACUCCGCUUUGGCACCCUCCGCUCGGUCUGGCUUGGCUGCUUGGCACGCCGCCCCCCGCCCUCGGCGGCAUGGCUGCGCGCUCCCGUUGCUAGUAGGAGCUGUUUUAGGAGGAGUUUGGGGUCUCCACUUGAUGCCUAGAGAAUGCUGCAGUCUGCACCUUAGACGCUUUUUAGAAGUUUUGAAAUGACCUUGAUUUUUUUAAUUGUUAUGAAAAAAAAAUGAACUAUGUCUUGGCUCUCUCACAUGCUCUGUUACUGAGAGAGACCAGCCCACCCUACUCUGAUGUAUAGACCAUUCUCCCUACACCAGCUAAACAAAUGUCAAAUUAAUAAAGAAACGGACU
Messenger RNA from Mus caroli (Ryukyu mouse), 3035 nucleotides. Lineage: Eukaryota; Metazoa; Chordata; Mammalia; Rodentia; Muridae. The record is from RefSeq and is a predicted model, not a curated record.